AUGCUGUAUUAUUAUCGAAAAGGAAAAAAGGCAACUCAAGCAGCCAAAGAGAUAUGCGAUUGCUACGGGGCAUCAGCAGUUACCGAUCGGGUCGUACAAAAGUGGUAUGCCCGGUUCAGGAGCGGCGAAUUCGAGCUUACAGAUGUGGAGCGCUCCGGACGUCCUGUAACAAUUGACACGGCCAAAAUAAUGACCGUAGUGCACGAGAAUCCGCAUUUCACACUGCGAGAGAUAGCGGACAUUGUCAAAGUGUCACAUGUUACAGUUCAAAGACAUCUCCACGCUGAAGGCUACGUCAAUAGAGCUGAUGUGUGGGUUCCAAAAGAUCUAAAUAAACGCAAGCUGACGCCACGCUUCAAAGUCGCAGUUACGAAUGUUUCACUCGGAGAUACGAACGCAACGUUCGGAGAUACGAACGUAGCGGAUGAUCAGCUGUUUUGGAGUAACGUGUUGUAG
This is a messenger RNA of Nicrophorus vespilloides, 456 nucleotides long. RefSeq names its product histone-lysine N-methyltransferase SETMAR-like. The coding region runs from base 1 to 456 and encodes 151 amino acids. The transcript is spliced from 2 exons. Lineage: Eukaryota; Metazoa; Arthropoda; Insecta; Coleoptera; Silphidae. The record is from RefSeq and is a predicted model, not a curated record.